AUGACGCGAAGGAGCACAAUUAAUCGCACAUUGAAAUUAAUGCUCACUCUUUGCGGCAUAUGGCCGGGCAUAUCGUGCGUUAUAAUCUGCAGAGUGUAUUGGAUAAUUGCAUUGGCCACGGAUGAAAUUUGUCAUUAUCGCUAUCUUUCAAUGCACCUGCGCACCAACGAUCUCUUCGAUUUAAUGGAUUGUUUCAGUAGUUUUCUAACGCAGAUAAAAUUUAGCACCAAGUUGAUCAUAUUUUGGAUAAACGAGCGAAAAUUUCUUACCAUCUUAACGAUGAUGACGGAAGAUUGGAACGAUUGUGUCGACAAUGACGUCACCAUGCGGGAAACAGUGUACAAAGCUAAAUUAGCGAAUCGUAUCACUAACGCGAUGUUCACUCUUCACUUGUUGACCAUCGUUGCGUACAGCAUUGGCGUUUUUUUGGCCGACGUUGACGUUACCGAUCACAAAUCCGAACUACCUCUUCUCUUGAAAGUUGAACUUCCCAUCGGCAUAAACACAAAACGUACAUACAAAAUGCUGCUAGCGACGCAAUUCGUGCAUCUCAUUAUGUCCGGCUGCGGAACCGGUUUGCUAAAUGCUCUACUUUUAACACUGACUCUGCAUGUAGGUGGUCAAAUUGAUGUUCUGCGCAGUUGGUUGAAGACGCUCGUGUCUGAUGAAAAUAAAGAGAGACACAAAUCCAUCGUCGCUACGACAAACAAAAUUAUUCAGAAGCAUCAGAAAAUUAUCACUUUUUCGGAACAUAUCGAGGAUUUGUACACGUACAUCGCAUUAGUGCAAUUUACAUCGAACACAGUACUGAUUUGUUCGUUAGGAUUUCUCAUUGUGACCGCAAUCGGUAAUCCCGAUGCUACGGAACAGAUAGUGAGAUCUCUUUUGUUCUAUACCGUAACGAAUCUCGAAGCUUUUAUAUUUUGCUUCGCAGGAGAAUAUAUAAAAAACAAGAGCAAAGCUAUUGGAACUGCGGCGUAUGACUCCGCGUGGUACGACUUAAAACCUGAAAACAGUCGUAAUUUAAUAUUCGUAAUACUGAGAGCACAGAAACAAUUGACGCUCACGGUUGGAAAGAUAAUGGAUCUCUCUUUAGAAUCUUUUACAAGUAUCAUGAAAGCUUCGGGAUCGUACUUGUCAGUAUUAUUGGCUAUGCAAUAA
Pseudomyrmex gracilis is the source of this 1161-nucleotide messenger RNA. RefSeq names its product odorant receptor 9a-like. NCBI's taxonomy places the organism in Eukaryota, Metazoa, Arthropoda, Insecta, Hymenoptera, Formicidae. The transcript is spliced from 6 exons. The coding region runs from base 1 to 1161 and encodes 386 amino acids. Gene Ontology annotation, molecular function: odorant binding; olfactory receptor activity. The record is from RefSeq and is a predicted model, not a curated record. Gene Ontology annotation, cellular component: plasma membrane. Gene Ontology annotation, biological process: detection of chemical stimulus involved in sensory perception of smell; sensory perception of smell.